ACCAAUAAAAUUAAAAAUCACGAUGAUCUGAAACAGUUCUUAUUUCUGUCCAUGUUCAGUUCAGUUGGCAUUGGUAAUUUUCAAACUGUACAACUGCAUCGACUGCACGUGUGUAGUUGUAGUGUGAGAAAGUUUGUUUAUCUAGUGCAACGGUUGUAAAUCAAAUAAUUAAGAAUGAGUUGAUAUUUGUUGAGUGAGUUGAUAUUUUGUGAUAGUUUAAUUAGGCUAUAAAAUCUAUUAGGCUAUUAAUAUUCUAUUAGGCUAUUAAUAUUCUAUUAGGCUAUAAUACAUUAGGCUUAUAGUUUAAUUAGGCUAUUUAGUGUGAUAAAGUUUGUUUAUCUAGUGUAACGGUUGUAAAUCAAAAACUUAAGAAUGAGUUGAUAUUUUGUGAAGUUAUAGUUUAAUUAGGCUAUAAGAUCCAGGUAUGUCUUGUGUAAUUAAAAGUCUUCUGGAACGUCCGUUUUCCUCUCGUUCUUUUAAGGAGAAAAAAUACCUUAUGAACAUUGGAAGACCAAUACCUAACCUCCCAAACUUGAUGCAAAAUUGUGGGAAAUUUACAAGACAUUUUCAGUCGAAUAAUUAUAAAAAGUAUGAAUGGUUAGCUGGAAGUGAAACGUUGAAUGCACUAUUUUGUUGGAAUUGUUUAUUGUUUGGAAGGGAUAGACAUACUUCAUGGACAGAAAAUGGAUUCAAACACCUUGGGAAUUUAAGCAAAUCGCUUGCUUCUCAUGAAAUAACAGUGAAUCACAUAUGUGCUUCAUUGUGUGCUGCUUCUAUCGGUCAGAUCAGGAUAGAGACUGCUUUAGAUGAUCAAUUGAAACAGGAAAUUUUGCAACAUAAUAAAAUAGUCAAGCGAAACCGGGAUCUACUUAAGAGACUUAUUAAUGCGGUUUGCUUCUUGGGAAAACAAGAAUUGGCUUUUCGGGGGCAUAAUGAAGAAGAAAGUUCGAUUAAUCGAGGGAACUAUAUCGAACUACUGAAGUACACUGCUGAUUACGACCCUCUCUUAGCAGAACACUUGGAGACAGCAACUGUUUUUAAAGGUUUUUCCAGUCACAUUCAGAACGACCUCAUUGAUGCGGUGGGUUCAUCUUUAUUAUUGUCAAUAAAAAAAGAGCUUGAGGAAGCAAAUUUUGUGGCGGUUUUGGUGGAUGAAACAACAGAUGUAUCGAAUAAAGCACAGUUUUCUAUUGUAUUUCGUUAUGUAAAUGAUGGACAAGUGAAAGAACGAUUUUUAGGUUUCACUGACAUAAGCAUUGACAAGCAUGAUUCUGCUAUUUCAAUGCAUAUUCUUGAGUUUUUGAAUAAGUUUGGAUGCAGUGAAAAAUUAGUAGCACAGACAUAUGAUGGAGCAAGUACAAUGGCUGGUCAUCUAUCUGGUGUACAAGCAAGAAUCAAAGAGAGCCAUCCUGAAGCACUUUUUGUCCAUUGUUAUGCUCAUGUACUGAAUUUAGUUUUGUCACAAUGUGUAAGUGAAAUUCCUCAAUGCAAAAUUUUUUUCAGCACGUUAAAUGGAAUUGCUGCAUUUUUCUCAAGAUCACCAAAGCGUGUCAUUUUUUUGGAUGAAUUUUUGAAGAGAAGGUUGCCCAAUGUUUGUCCAACUCGAUGGAACUACUCAUCUCGGCUAGUGAACACAGUGCAUAAAUUUAGGAAAGAGCUCUGUGAAGUUUUCCAAGCAAUGCUAGAACACCCUGAGGAGAUAGAAUCUGAUAUCCUUGCUCCAGUCAAUGGAUUCUUAUCAGUUUUGGAGAAGUUCCAGUUUGUUUUUCUCUUAAGUGUUUUUGACAAAAUAUUCUGUCAUACAGACAUUCUUUUUGAUGUUCUCCAGCACCAGGCAAGUGACAUUGUGUACUGCAGAAAAAAAUUGAAAGUAUUCGCGAGACCAUUUCAAAACAGCGUGAUGACUUUGAAAAAAAUUAUGAAGAAGUUUUGAGUGACGUUGGACCCCCAAAAAAGAGAAGGCAGUUCAACUACAAACGAGUGUACUGCGAAUUUUUUUAUAAUAUUGAUGGCCAUUUUCAACGCCGUUUUGAAGACUACUCAAAAUUGGAUUUUCUGCAACUUCUUUCAACCGACAAAUUUCCACAACAUAAAGGAGAUUUCCCAGAAGCAGCUUUCAAUAGUCUUUUAAGCACAUAUGGGAAAUUCUUUGACCAGGUGCGAUUAAAAAAAAACGAACUCAUUGUAUUUUAUUCAAGUGAAGAGUUCAGAGGGAAGACUUUGAGUGAGCUUUGUAAGAUGUUUCUGUCGAAAUCCAACAAUUUGCUCAGAAAAACAUUUGAGCAAAUGGGAUUACUCGUUUCCUUGCUGUAUACAAUUCAAGUCACUACACAGCCUCUGUAGAGAGAUCCUUUUCCGUUCUUAAAAAGAUAAAAACAUACUCUUGGAACACAACAGGCCAAAAGAGACUUUCUCACUUGGGCAUCAUUUCAAUUGAAUCCGAGUUGCUAGUCGAAUUGAAAACAGAGACAUUUUUUGACAAGGUUAUGAAAGUAUUUGCUGCUCAAGAAAGAAGCAUGGAUUUUAACUUUCGCUAAUCCCCAAGUUUUUCAAUUUAAUUCUUAUUCAAGGAAAUCUUCAAUUAUUAUCACUUUAUCACAUUGUAUUUUACAAUGUGUUGAAAAUUUUGUGUUAUAAAUUAUUUUAAGAUUCUAAAGUUUCUGGACGUGGAUUAGUGAUUUUAGUGUUUCAUUUUGUGUUUUUGGCUUUUUUAAUCAAAAGAUUUUUCCAAUUGAAAUUCAUGUGAAAUUAAGAAUAAGUAUCACAGUUUUCCAUCAUGGGAGAUUGUGGUUAUGUUGGCGGAGUGGAACUUCCUACGGGACUCCCCACAAUCCAAGCCAUAUGCUAACAACAACAUUGUAUUAUAUAUUUCCAUUUACAAUAAUCAAGUGCAUAAGUGAAUACAUAACUCAAUGGAACAGACUUGACUACAUACUUGAUCAACUUUGGUGAGUUUUUUUUCAAUUAUAUAUUAUUCUUAGAUAUAUCUCUUGAUAAUAAUAAAUUGUAAUGCAGAGUUUUUAUGUUAUUUCAAGUUUAGAAGGAAAUCUCUUGUCAGUCUACAGUUAGAUUAGGCUUCAAUAGAAAAAAGAAUGAGUAAAAGGAAAUAUCACACGCAUGGUCAAGGAAAAUUACCCACAACAAACAAACCACAAACACCUCCCUCCCCCCGCCCCACCAACAAAUUAUUGCUUCACUAACUUUUUAC
Messenger RNA from Nilaparvata lugens (brown planthopper), 3208 nucleotides. RefSeq names its product zinc finger MYM-type protein 1-like. Lineage: Eukaryota; Metazoa; Arthropoda; Insecta; Hemiptera; Delphacidae. The transcript has 2 exons. The record is from RefSeq and is a predicted model, not a curated record. The coding region runs from base 425 to 1933 and encodes 502 amino acids.